AUGACGUCGGUCGUUACACUGGGUUCACUGUUAUCGCCCGGGUGGACAGUAGAGUUACUUCCACGUUAAAAAAUUGGAAUAAAAUGCGGGAGGAGGAUUCACGCAAACACAGACGCCGCCUCAGCGCAGUGGGUUUUUAAGCAUAUCUUCGUGAACACGCGUCGGCUCCGCAGCGGAAGGUUUCCACGCGUGUUUGUGGGGGUUUUCCUUUUCUUUUUUUUUAUCAGCAAUAUUUCAGGGAGAGCAGUGUCGUGAUUCUUGCCACAGGGGCUGCGAACAAACGAUGAACUGAGGACCUCCUCGACCCUCACACAUUUCUGCAGUCUGCACUCCUCACUUGCUGCUGUCGACCACGUUGCCUCACCACACCUGGGCAGAGAAAUGCGUGUGUGUGCUGUCCCUCUGCUGAAUGACAGUGCAAGUGUUUUGGGGCUGGAGUAAGAGUAGUGGUCUGCACCUCGUCCCUCAGCCUCAGAGAGGCACUUCUCUACUUGACUGACUGCGACAUUUGUCUCCACAACUGCAAAGCAUCAUGGGCAGGAAAAAGAUUCAGAUCCAACGGAUCACAGAUGAAAGGAACAAGCAGGUGACAUUUACGAAGCGAAAGUUUGGCUUAAUGAAGAAAGCCUACGAGCUGAGUGUGUUGUGCGACUGCGAGAUCGCCCUCAUCAUCUUCAACCACGCUAACAAGCUGUUCCAGUACGCCAGCACCGACAUGGACAAGGUCUUACUCAAAUACACAGAGUACAAUGAGCCUCACGAGAGCCGGACCAAUGCAGAUAUCAUUGAGACUUUGAGAAAGAAAGGCUUCAAUGGUUGUGAAAGUCCAGAGCCGGACGGUGAAGACUCCAUCGACCAAAGUCCCUUAAAUGAUGACAAGUACCGUAAAACCACAGAGGACCUGGAUGUUCUCUUCAAACGCUACGGACAGUCGACGGCUCCUCAGACCUUCUCCAUGCCAGUCACAGUCCAGGCGUCCAGUCAAGGCACACUGCAAUUCAGUAACCCUGGCAACGCACUGGUAACUACCUCCUAUGUAACAUCAUCGUCUCUCACGGAUACCCACCUCCUGUCACCACAGCAACCAGCUCUUCAGAGAAACACGGUGUCUCCGGGGUUGCCACAGCGACCAGCGAGUGCGGGUGCUCUUCUGGGAGGUGACCUGAACAAUUCAAAUGGAGGAUGCCCAAGUCCAGUCCCUAAUGGAUACAACAGUGCCAGGGCCUCCCCAGGCCUCCUCACCGUUUCCAACGGCAACAGUCUGGGGAAAGUAGCUCCAGCCAAGUCUCCACCCCCCCCUCCCAGCCCCCAGAUGGUCAACAGCCGCAAGCCAGACCUCCGAGUCAUCACCUCACAGGGCGGAAAGAGCCUCAUGCAGAUGACAGAUGAUGAGCUGGAAUUGGUAAACGAGAACGCCCAGCGGCUGGCAGCCGGAGCCCAGGGGGCACAAACCCUCACCACGCCGGUGGUCUCCAUAGCCACACCGAGCCUCCUGGCACAGGGGCUGCCCUUCUCCGCCAUGCCCACGGCGUACAACACAGAGUACCAGCUGACCAGCGCGGACAUCACCGCUUUACAUGCUCUGGCGUCUCCUGGUGGCUUGUUGCCGACUUCAUGGCAGCAGCAGGCUAUUUCCCAGCAACCACAGCAACAGCAGCAACAACAGCAAACACAGCAACAGCAGCAGCAGCAGCAACUUAAUCUUGCAUCACUCAGCAACUUGGUCAUGUGGGGCGUGGACAAACAGAGCAGCGAGCUGUGUAGCCAGGUGUCCAGUCUGGCUGCCAAUCUGAGUGUUGGCUCUCCGUCCAACCUGCUCUUGGGUAGAGAUGAGUGGUUGGGCCGGCCGGUGACCCAUAUACCUCAAGGCGCCAUGCUGACAGUCAACACCAACUCCAGCGUGAGCAUCAAGUCUGAGCCCGUCUCGCCUGGCCGGGAUCACGGCAGCGCCUGCUCUCUUCCCUCCUCCAACACACCGUCCUCGACUUCAGGGGGAGCCAUCCUGACUGCACCGCCGCAGUACCCCGGCUCCCUGCUGUGCCUGGAGCCCCCGACAGGCCGCUCGCCUGCCAACAGCGUAAGCAGCAACGCCAGCUCCUUUGAAGGCAGCGAUCGCGACGACACCGGUACAGGCGGCGGCGGGGGCGGCCCUGGAGGUGCAGGCGGAGGCGGUGGCUCUACGGGUUCAGCAAACCGCUCCUUGCCGCCUGACUUCAGCUCCUCGUCUGAUCUCCUCAGGGUGUCGAACGAUCCGGAGCAGGAGGGCGGAAACGUGAAGCGCAUGAGAUUGGACACCUGGGUCACAUAGAUGCACCUGCACCAUUUCCCUGCACACCCCCCUCCCCCCCUGUGAAGUUAUGGUGACACUUAAACACCCACAGCACACACACCCACUCAUCCUUACACCCCCACUGCCCCGACCCACACUGCCAUGUGGCACUAUCCUCCUGCAUCUGCCUCUUUCCAGAAUUACACCACUCACCUGCGUCACCCAGACUUAUGAGGCUUUGCCAAAAUAAGAAAAAAACAUUUAAAAAAUAAAAUAGAAAUCUCGCUCUGAGUGAAGGAAGGACUGUUUAGUGCUCUGCUGGAUAUUUAGAGCCCUUGAAUUGAGGCACAGUAGAUUUUAAUACCUUCUUGCUCUAAUGGACUCCCGUAUAGUAACUACUUUUUGUUAGAAACAAGGCACUAAGCCUUUCAAUCUGACUCGACCGUAAAAAUAUUCCUCUUUCACUCGCUUUCUGCAUCACCUUCAUGUAUUUACAUUGAGAUCUGCUGCAUUGUUCUCAAUAUGAUCCCGUGGCUUGUCAACGCGAUAGGACUUCUGCUGUACGACUCGCCACUUCCUGCUUCUUUGAAAUCCGCUGGGAUUGUGUGCUGUCCAUUCUUCAGUAAGGCACUUGUAAACUGCACUAUUGGAAAUAACUUAAUCCGGACACCUUGAGGACUGAGCAUCUGUGUGACACUAAACAGACUCAAACAGGGACCCUAGGUGAGAGUUUUACCGAGGCAGGCCCGAGCACUCGAGUGGCACUUUGCUGCAGUGGAGUCCAGCACUUUGCCCGAGUGCCAAUAUCAACCUCUCUGUAGGAAUAAGACAAAAAUGCCAAAAGCCUCAUGCACGCAACGCGGGGACACUGACGAGUGAUCACUCACAAAAACCGGCGAGAAAUGGAAACUGUUGAUGCUUUUCAAGCGUUGAAUUUGUCGUCACUCUCUCCUCGGACUGAGCGCUCCACCCGUCCUCUCACUCAUCGCCUCUGGAGCUCAGAUGGAAAUCGUUGCACCAAAUCUCCAGCCGCAGUCCCUCAGCUUAUUGCCGGGAGUAGACGCCAUCCAGUUAAAAGCAUAUACAAGUUUUCUGAGCCUCUGGUGGCUUUUUUUCGAGGUAGGGAAGUAUUUGGUUCCUUCAGUCCAAGUGUUCUUUAUCUGUUGGUAUUUAAAAAGAAAAAUCUGUUUUGAAGGUCUGUUGGUCGUCCUGAAGUAGGAAUUCUGACUUUGUAUAAAAAUCACUCCUUAUACAAAAAGCUUUGAUGUCCUCUCUAGCUCUCUAUAGCUCUCCUUAGCUCUUUGCUGUGUUUCGAAAAAGUGAAAGGAAAAAUACAUUUUCUAUAUUUCUACCGCUUCAGUUGGCGACAAAGUACUAUAGCUUUUCGGCUUCAACGACGUGUAUGUACAUAUGAAUAUAUUUGCAUAGACUUUGCUAGGUAUCCCUAAAAACAAGCAAUGUGUUGAUUCUCAGUGGAACUGUUUGCAUAUACGAGUGUGACUUUGAUCUGUUUUGAGCUAUGGUGCAGGGGCUACGCCACGCCAGGUAGUGCUGGUGGAUCAGACGUGUUUCAGUAAACCUAUUUUAUGCUAGUGUUGGUGGUGUGUGCACUUUGUGUCUCUCACUCACAGAGGCCUGCUUGGUUGUGGUGUCAUCAUAUUCUCCCGCCACCCCCCCUGCCCUUUUUUUAAAAACCCACCAAAAGUAAAAGUAUCCACCUUAACAUGAAGUCAUCAUUACGACACUGCCAUUAACGUAUCGUGUACUUAAAGAGGUAAUACACACAAACACUUUGCUCGACGGAAUCACGUUUAAUCUUUUCCACAUUAACCAGACACAGAUUUUUUGCCUUUUUUCACUUUGAAGUUAAGUCAUGAAGUUGGCUAAUAAGUGCUGUGUUUGUUGUUCAAUUGUAUAUUUUAUAGUACAAAUUAGUUUUGUCUGAACCAUUUCAAGUUCAUGUACGAGUGUGUGAGUGUGUGUGUGUGUUCACAGGAUGUUUAUACGUAGAAACAGGAAGUCUCUCUCCCCCCUCGAGUUGACGCUCUCGGUGCAGACUGCUUGCGUCGGCUGGUGUUUGUUGACUGUUGAUUAUCUACUUAGGCAAUGCUACACUUUUAAAUGUGUGUGGGUUAAAUGAUGCCCCGCGGUGCAGAGAGUGGAACCACAGACGCUGGGGGUCAGUGGAGGAUAUCACCUCGACCUGUGACCUUUUCACGCCAGUCGAUGUAUUCCAUGAUCAGCUUAUUUCUCCGUCCUUCACGCGACAGCUCAUUUCAGGUCAUUAGUGUUUUUCUUCUGUCAAUCAGCACUGGAAAACAAUUCAACCCACUCUUUCUAAAAACCCAAACCUCAUGUUGGAGAGUAUUUAACGUUUGAAAUGUUAAAGGAACUUUAGGGAAACUCACUUUCUUAACUAGAGUUUGACGAGAAGCUGAAUCUACAGCAGACUGUUAAAUCAGCAGGAAACUGUCAACAAACCCACCUAUCAAGUCAAGGCCGAGGUCUAAUGCUGCAUUCAUGUUCUAUCACUGAGACCAUAAUCACCAGCAAUCGGGUUGGAACCUAUAGAACAAAUUUGAAGGGCAUUGAGAUUAUAUUAAUAGUUAAAGAAAAUGUGAGUUAAAGGGCGUUUUCCAUCCACUAAUCCAUCCUAAUGCAAAUAUUAGGAUUUGGGUGCAUUCAAAUACAGAAACAGUUUUGUUUGCCCCUAGUGGUGACAUUUUUAACAAACGUCUUAUAAUUAUGAUGUUUUCUAUAAAUGUCCCCUCUCAGUUUAAACUAGAUUCUGGUAAAACUAUAAAAAUCGUAUCUUUACUCUUCAAAUAGCCUCUAAGAUAACUUUUGAGAGGGUUAAGAGUUUCUUAAUCAGAAAAAGAAAAGAAGAAUUGAGAAUGUGUAUUUUAACGUGGAUGGAAACGCACCAUGAGAUAUCAGACAUUUUGAAUUGAGACGAUAUUUUCCUCUUGGUGAACUCUUCAAAGCUAAUGUUGCUCAAACGUUACAUUGAAAUUAAAUCCAACAUGAACUCUCAUUCAAUCGAUUCAGUUCAUUUUAAAAGGUGCUAAACAUAAAGUUGUUUUAAAUACAUGAACUCACAACAGUAGCUAAUUUAAGCUAUUUAAAAGAAACCUCUCGUCUAACUUCUCGGCAUUAAAGUGAAUUCUGUUUCCCCAAAGUGUCAAACUAUUCCUAAACUUGAAAGAUUCGCCUGCUGAGCGGCUCCAGCCCUCACGCAGCCGACGACCUCCUCUGCUACUACGCCGCUCAUUUGCAUUUUAAACCAGUAAAUUUCCAUGGAAACUCCAAGUGGGUGCUGUUGGUUGACUGAAAUGUGACACCAGUCUGAUUGGCUCGAUCCUCCUGCCGCUCGCAGGUUCGCUCAUGUACAAUAAGGUUCUGUCAGAUCUAGCAGCGUAGUCACGAGACAAUCUAUAUGAGAAAUGAAAAACCUGCACCCUGUUACUUGUCGUGUACAAUGUUUUUUAGAAUCUCACUAUUUUUGGAUUUAAUUUGUGCUGGUGACAGUUCCAUUGUCUAUUAUUAUUAUAAUGAUAUUAUUAUGGAGCUUUUAUUUUAUUGCUAUUUUGUGUAGGAUAGCCAAACUGUUUUUAUUUUUCUCUCUAUUGCGUUUACUUUUCUUAUCAUAAACAUAUAGUACUGGUUUCCUUUUUUGAAACAACUUGCUGAAAAUUGCACGAUCAGUUAUUGUGGUAUUAGCAAAUGCAAUGAAGGAAGGAAAUACCAGUUAAAUGCUGCAGUUUUAAUUAAGAUAUAGAAUAUAUUUAUAAAGAAGAAGAAAAAAAACGAGAGAAAACAACUGAAAUUGGUAAAUCAUGAAAUUGGAAACAUGUAAAUGCAUGGGACACAGGUAACAAGUAAAGUCAUGUUACGUACAGUAAAGAUAAAGGACAUGCAUCACAAAUGAGUUUUCAAAGGACUCAGAAUAAUGUAGCAUAUGAAAUACUAAAGAUGAAAUUUAUAGCUAAUAUAUUGUGUUGAGCUAGUCCGCUUUGGGUUUUUGUUGUAAAGAAGAUAUUUCUUUUUGUUGUUUUUUGAGAAUGAUAAACAGUUUGUGUAUAUUUUCAUAUACAAAGUAUGCACUGAUAUGUAAUUGAAAUUCUAUACCGCUUUUACAAAAAGUGUUUGUUGUACCAAAGUAUCCAAGUCCCUUGAAACCUUAUCCUUUUUGCGUAUGUUUUACCGUAUUUUAUAUAUUAAAUAGACAAAUUGAGUGAAAUGAACUUGAAUCUGUGGUUUGUUUUCUUCUCCCACAUGAAAGAGGCUGUUUAUUGUGUAACCUCCUUUUUCAAGGUAAUAAAAAGUCCCCAACGAGGAACGACUGGUGAAUACAA
Platichthys flesus (European flounder) is the source of this 6624-nucleotide messenger RNA. Its product is annotated as myocyte-specific enhancer factor 2D homolog. NCBI's taxonomy places the organism in Eukaryota, Metazoa, Chordata, Actinopteri, Pleuronectiformes, Pleuronectidae. Gene Ontology annotation, biological process: positive regulation of transcription by RNA polymerase II; cell differentiation. The transcript has 13 exons. Gene Ontology annotation, molecular function: RNA polymerase II cis-regulatory region sequence-specific DNA binding; DNA-binding transcription factor activity, RNA polymerase II-specific; protein dimerization activity. The coding region runs from base 533 to 2308 and encodes 591 amino acids. The record is from RefSeq and is a predicted model, not a curated record.